CAUCUGACGGCGUAGCGUUUUGCAGCUGCACAGUUGAGAUUUGAGAAUAUCUGGCUGUGCUUCAAAACUUCAACUUGGCAAUCGUAGGACCAUCCACCCCAGUCAGUUCAUUUGACUGCAUUCGUGGUGCUCAGAUCCCAAAAAUUAGCAUCCUUUUGAUUGCCAAAUUCGCCAAUUUCCCAUUGGACUCCAGUAUCAUUACGAUUGCGCAACCAACGAACGCAUGCAUAAAAAGAUCUUCUUAAAAUAGAGGUAAUUAGAAGGUAAACAUGGGGUUGCCUGAAAUAUUGCUGAGCUUUUUAUACCCGCCGCCGCCUUCUAUUUUCAUCUCAGCCAUGUCGGUUAUCAGUUUUGCGUCAUUAACCAACGCUGGAUUCCAAGAAAUCAAAGGAAAGCACAUGCGGUAUUCCAAAUUUUUUAACGUUGGUGCAUCUGUUACUGGAGACAAUAAGCAGAAGAAGGCUGAAUUCUCAGGUAGAACUGGGAUGCUUAUAGCCUAUACUCCUGCAUUUCUUGCCGGCGUGGCUUCUUUUGCACUUGUCCCGCUCGACGGUUUGAGAUUUACUUUGCUAUGUUCGGCUCUGACCAUCCAUUUCUUGAAGAGGCUGUUUGAGGUACUAUUUGUUCACAAGUACAGUGGAGUGACGGAAGUUGAAACAGCAAUAACCAUCUCCAUGAGUUAUUUUCUGUCCACGGCAAGCAUGAUUUAUGCUCAGCAUCUGACCAGCGGGCUUCCGGAACCACCAAUUGAUCUCAAGCAUUUUGGGAUUCUGCUGUUUGUACUGGGAAUCAGUGGCAACUUUUACCACCAUUACCUCCUCUCAAAAUUAAGAACCGAAGGUGGUGACAACAAGUACAAAAUUCCCCACGGUGGACUGUUUGAUUUGGUCAUAUGCCCGCAUUAUCUUUUCGAGAUUCUUGGAUUUAUUGGGGUGUCUUGCAUUUCUCAAAAUCUGUAUGCAUUUUCCUAUACUUUUGGCACGAUGUUCUACUUGCUUGGGAGGAGCUAUGCCACAAGGAGAUGGUACCAGUCCAAGUUCGACAAUUUCUCAGAAAAUACCAAGGCUGUCAUUCCAUACAUCUUCUAGUCCAUCGAGUCGCUGAGAUUGGUGGAAUGAAAAAGUCGCAAGUUACUUGCUAGUAUUUUAUCAUCACAUACUUUAACGUGUCAUGGCUCUUUCUUCUCUGUAUCUGUAUCGUUCCAAUUUUAUCCCAAAAGGGACGUCAUGUCUCUUUCUUGAAGACGUGAAUCGUAACACUAGAGUCAAAUCAUGCUUUCGUGACUUGUGGCAAUUGAUCUCAUCUCAUGCUUGGCACCUCCCACUUUAAAAUAAUGUAAUCCUGAUCUAUGACUGGUAUAUUUUAUAUGCUU
Coffea eugenioides is the source of this 1372-nucleotide messenger RNA. Its product is annotated as very-long-chain enoyl-CoA reductase-like. Gene Ontology annotation, biological process: lipid metabolic process. NCBI's taxonomy places the organism in Eukaryota, Viridiplantae, Streptophyta, Magnoliopsida, Gentianales, Rubiaceae. Bases 270 to 1088 code for a protein of 272 amino acids. The transcript is spliced from 2 exons. Gene Ontology annotation, molecular function: oxidoreductase activity, acting on the CH-CH group of donors. The record is from RefSeq and is a predicted model, not a curated record.